Molecule: messenger RNA, 240 nt
Organism: Alternaria viburni
Lineage: Eukaryota; Fungi; Ascomycota; Dothideomycetes; Pleosporales; Pleosporaceae
Exons: 2
Coding region: 1-240 (79 amino acids)
Source: RefSeq, a predicted model, not a curated record
AUGAAGUCCGUCCUAUCUAUCCUCGCUCUCGUAGCAUGCGCUCUCGCCGCACCGGCCGCAGUUGCCCAGGGUAAAUACAGCACGUACGGCGACUAUAAAAACGUUCCUGCGCCUGUGGGCGGAUAUGGCGACUACAAGAACGUCCCCGCCCCCAAGCCAGCAACCUACGGCGACUACAAGAACGUUCCUGCGCCUGCGGGAGGAAACUACGGGACAUACAAGGGGUAUGCGAAGGAGUAG